AUGACCAAGACGAUUGUUGAAGCCCUAACCGUAAAGAAUCCAGGAGAAGUGGCUGGUGAUGAUGUGGAUCCUCCAGAGGUACUUGAUACCAUUCCAGUCUACAAGGAAUUCUUCGCCGAACAUGAAAAGUUUCAACGGAUUCAUGUCCACUUGGUCGGCCUCCGAGUUAGAGAUCCAUCAGAGGAUUCAGAUGCUGGCGUAUUCAAAGCAAGUUGGUUCAAAACGCCAAGGCUUACAGUUGAGACCUAUGGCGAGGAUACAGGCAGCACCGAUUAUUUUCCCGUUGGAAAACACAGCACUCUGAAAUCUCAAACAAAGAAAGGACCCACCCCGGUUUGGGACGUCAAACUUGUCGUGAUUGGAAAGAAAGAGACGACAGAAGGUAUCAAGAUUUCCGUGUCUGGUAAGAAAGACCAGUAUUCUUUUGACUCGCCGGCUAGUGAAUUCCCUGCUAUUGGAGAAGACUGGAAAGAGCUUGUACAUACACCUGCUGAAGACGAUGCAACCAAUGUGGAUUUUGUAUACAAAGUUUGCAUCUCGGAUUGUGCGGAACGAACGGUAAGCCAAGAGGAUGUGGCCAACUUUCUCCAGAGCACCGACACUGUGGAAUAUUCCGAGGCAGUCAUCGACGCAGACAAAGAUGCCGACAAGGCCGUUCUACAAAUCUGGAAACACAAAGAACCAGCCAAAAAAGCUGUCCUUUGGCAUUUGGGAAGAAACGAUUGUUUUAUGCAUCCACACGUGGCCAAUCCCUUGUUCAUUGAUAACGGAUAUGACAUUUACGUAUUGAACUACAGUGCCAAUGGCCUGUGUAACAGGUUUGGUUUUGUUGAUGACCCAAAUCUCCGAUCCCACAAUAAUAUCAAAGAUUUCAACUUAUAUCUAAGUCAAAUUGAAAAGUCCAUUGAGAUGAUGAAGGACGGAACAUCGUACGACAAAGUGAUUGGGUAUGCACACUCCACUGGAGGACCUGUUCUGAUCAACUAUCUGCUGGAACGAGGAGAUGAUGCCUUUGAUGGAUUCAUAUUCAAUGCACCAUUUUUGGAAUGGGGUAGCAUGAACUUUGGAGGAAGUCAAUUGAUUGAAGACAUGACUCUGUUUUUAUUGAAUAAUCACCCCGAUCCCGACAAAAAAUGGGGAACCGCGUCGACACCUGAAGAGCUCAAAGAAACACCGGUCGUGUACAAGGAUACUGAGGUCGUCGUGAGUGCCUGGAGUGCCAAACUUUGGUCAAGCUUCUUCUUUGACUGGCGAAGUCGACCACUUCACAAUGUUGCAACAACUACGGGUUUCGCUGGAGGCGUAAGCAAAGUCCACAAGAAAUUGGUCAAGAGGGCCAAGAAACAUCACUAUGCCACCCUCAAGCCACUGAUUGUCUUGUCAUCUAGAGGCGAUGAUGUUCUACAGAGCAAUGAGACUCUGACCUUUGUUGAUGGUGUUGGACCAGCUCGAGUGGAAAUUGAGCUAGGAUACAAUUCGCAUGACGUCUUUCUGAGUAGUGAAGUCGAUGGUGUGGGAAUGGCUGUCAAUUUCAUCAAAUCUUGGAUGGACGCCAAAGGAUUCGCCUAA
Messenger RNA from Cylindrotheca closterium, 1569 nucleotides. Lineage: Eukaryota; Bacillariophyta; Bacillariophyceae; Bacillariales; Bacillariaceae. The record is from the annotation of a GenBank genome assembly.